AGUUUGGUUGGCGCGUGCUGGCUGAACAGCAGCAACAACAAAAACCUCCCACUUGACUCAGUCACCGGAGUUACGGAGUUUAGUAAACGGAAAGCCUCCUGCAAUGGUCGGGAUAACCGGUGUUCGACAGCAAACUCGGCCCAAGCCGCGGGUCAGGACUGUGUAAUGUCGACUUUGUGAGAUGAGUUGUCCUUCUAAAAGGGCAUUUUGUUUGUUUGAGUCGCGAGCCGGCUAACACGCUAACGAGCUAGGAGCUAACUCCGAAAGGAAGGGGAAGUAGGGAGGCGUUUUCUCCAUGCACUCUGAGCACACUUGGCUAACGUUAGCCUUAGCCUUAGUGACCACACACACACUUGGGUGUUAGGAAAACGAAUCCAGGCGUAGCUGUGAACCUGAGCUUGUAUACUGUUCGCUGCCGAGCCGAGAGGUCUGUCUUACAUUAUCGGUUCGUCUCUGGCUAGCAACAAUCCGCCUUUCUGGAGUCGUUAAUUGGCGUAACGCGAGUUACGCUAACAGCGUAGCCGAGAGUUGGUGGGAUUCACUGCACCGCAGUGGAGGAGGAAGUCGAGCAUGGUGGUGUUCAAGUGACGUUUCUCUCCCAGAGCCUCGCAGGACAAACAGGGUGGAGAUGACCAGAUAGAAGCGGUGGAGCUGCUGCUGGUGGUGAACUGUUUGGGGAAGGAUUAUUCUUUAUUUUUGUUGUUGUUGUUGCUAGACUCGAAGGAAGAAUGAAGAAGUUUUCGCGCAUGCCCAAGUCGGAGAGCGGAGGACUGGGAGGAGGUUCGGGGUCCGGGUCCGGUACCGGAGGGAGCAACUUCAUCGGGAAAGUGUUCGCUAUCGGGAGGUACCAGGUCACCGUGGACGAGCUCAUCGCAGAAGGAGGAUUCUCCAUGGUGUUCCUGGCACGCACCCACAGCGGAGUACGAUGUGCUCUGAAGAGGAUGUAUGUGAAUAAUGUGCAUGAUUUAAACGUCUUUAAGCGAGAGGUUACGAUCAUGAAAGAGCUGUCAGGCCAUAAGAACAUAGUGAGCUACCUGGACUCCAUCAUCAACACAGUAGGAGACAGUGUGUGGGAGGUUCUCAUCCUUAUGGAGUUCUGUAAAGCGGGUCAAGUAGUAAAACAGAUGAACCAGCGGCUGAAUGGUGGUUUUACAGAGCCUGAGGUUCUCACCAUUUUCUGUGACACUUGUGAAGCUGUGGCCAGACUGCACCAGUGCAAAACCUCAAUCAUCCACAGAGACCUAAAGGUGGAAAAUAUCCUCUUGAACGACCAAGGGAACUAUGUGCUGUGUGAUUUUGGAAGUGCCACCCACAAAGUACUGCACCCACUCAAAGAUGGCGUGACUGCUGUGGAGGACGAAAUUAAGAGGUACACAACCCUGUCAUAUCGAGCCCCAGAGAUGAUUAACUUGUACCAAGGGAAAGCCAUCACAACCAAGGCUGAUAUCUGGGCACUUGGAUGCUUGUUGUACAAGCUGUGUUUCUUCACACUUCCAUUUGGGGAGAGUCAGGUCGCCAUAUGUGACGGAAUCUUCAGCGUUCCAGACAGCUCAAAGUUUUCCUUCAAACUGCACUGCUUAAUUAGAUAUAUGUUGGAGCCUGAUCCAGAGAAAAGACCAGACAUCUAUCAAGUCUCUUACUUUGCCUUUAGACUUGCUGGAAAGGAGUGUCCUGUGCCAAAUCUAUUUAAUUCCCCCCUCCCCACAUCACUACCAGAGCCACUAACAGCCAGUGACAUCGCUGCUAAGAAGAGCCAGACAAAAGCCAGAAUAACAGAUUCCGUCGGUCCCACGGAAACCUCUAUUGCUCCAAGGCAAAGGCCGAAAGCAGCCAACAGCAACGUGCUGCCCCUGCCCAACACUGUAACACCUGUGAAAAUGAACGCCCCUCCAGGAGCAGUCAGCAACGGACAGAAACCCCAAGGAAACGGGCAGCAGGCAGCUGUGCAGAUGCAGAGCAGCAAUCAGCACAACCGCGUGUUACAGCAGCUGCAGCCUGGGGACCUGAGACUGCAACAACUGCACCAUCAACAACAACAACAACCACCACAACAUAACCUGCACCACCAGCAACAAGUCAGUCCACAGCAGCUGCAGUACAUGCAGCAGUAUCAGGCCAUGCAGCAGAGCCUCCACAUGCAGCAGCAGCAGCAGCAUAUGCUUCACCAACAGAUGCUGAUGCAGCAGUCCAUGUAUCACCCACAGCAGCAGCAUUAUGCAGCUCUGAUCCAUCAGUAUCAGCAGGCGUUUGCUAGUCAGCAGCAGCAGCAGUGUGCGCCAACACAGCAAGUUUCCUACAUUUCUCCACUAGAGUUCCAUGCAUCAGUGAGCGCCUACAACCCUGCCGGACCCUCACCUGCGGAAGUUCCUUUCAGCAACACCAGAAUGACCGUGCCUAGUUCAGAAUUGGUCAGUCCGUCUCUUCAGACGGUCAGUAAUCCUCCUGACAUGUCUCGCUGGAACCCUUUCGGAGAGGACAACUUCUCAAAGCUCACCGAGGAGGAGCUGUUGGACAGAGAGUUUGACCUUCUCAGAGCAACAGAUAACCGAGUGGAGAAAGCGGCAAGCUUGCAGGCUGGCGGCACAACCCUGGUGCCAGAGGACCCCUUCGGCUCUGUGCCCUUCGUGGCCAACGCAGGACCCGGUCUUCCAACAGAGCAACCAAACUCAGAGUCUGGAGCUGCUUCUGGUGUUGCCGCUGAUGUACUUUCUGCUCCUGAAGACGUCCAACUACCAAUUACUACGGAACAGAAGCCUGUGAAAAAAUCCAGCUCAUCUGGCUCAUUGCCUCAUAAAACAGGGGAAGAGUCAGAGAGUGACUUUGAGUCAGAUCCUCCCUCACCCAAAAGCAGCGAAGAUGAAGAGGUGGAGGAAGAAGAAGGCCUGAACAGCGAGCAUGAAGACACUGAGCCGGAGAACCUGGGCCAGAGGCCGUUGCUUAUGGACUCUGAAGAAGAGGUUGAAGAGGAAGAGGACAAACAUAGCUCUGACUCUGACUGUGACCAGAGGAACGCGAAGGUUGGUACUAGAAGACUGCCAGAAGAUAAAGUUUCUGCAUUUGCUAAGCAGAGUGCUAAAGGUGAACCUGGAACUAAUCUAAUAACUCCUCCUGAUUCACCCGGCGUUGCCAUGACCAGUGCAAGUGAAGUGGAUGUAUUUGGUGCGGUGCCCUUCACUGGUAGUAAUCAGCCCAGAACACCACUGGAAAGCAUGGAUGUGUUUGCCAAGGCUCCUUUCAGACAACCAAGCCAAGAAAAUACAGCAGAGGAGUUUGAUGUGUUCACCAAAGCUCCUUUUAGCAGGAACCUUUCCAAGUCAAGCAGGAGCAGUGAUGCUCCCACAGGACAGACACCCCCAAUCUCUCCAGCUAGUGUAGAUGUUUUUGGCUUCUUGCCCUUCCAACCAAGCCACAGCAUACCCAUUUCCGGAAGCCAGGAAGAUGUCUUUGGCCCAGUGCCUUCUGAGGAGGCCCAAAGCCCACAGCAACAGAAGCUUAAGCAGCGGAGCCUUCAGAAACUCUCCUCACGCCAGAGGCGCACCAAACAGGAGGCCAGCAGCGGCAAUGGAAAGCGCCACCACAGUACCCCAACAAGUAGCCGGAAGAGCAACAAGCCCAGCUUUCGUACCCCAGAGCGUGCACGUCGGCACAAAAAAGUGGGAAGAAGGGAUUCGCAAAGUAGCAACGAGUUUCUUAGUGCCUCCAAAGAGAACAUCAGCAUUAGCAUUGGGGAGGUAAAAGAGCUUGAGGCAUCUUUGCCUUCCGAAGAUGCCAUAUUGGAUCCCUUUGGCGCCAAGCCUUUCCAUCCACCAGACAGUGUUCGUCAUGGACAGCACCCAGGUUUGGGGGACAACAAGAGUGAUGUCAACUCCACCAGUGGCAGACCUCGGACUGGUUCUCUGCAAGCUACGUUUGAUGGGAACAAGAUGGAUGACUUUGGAGCUGUGCCCUUCACUGAAAUGGUGACCCAUAGCAAGCCUCAACAGGCCCCACAGAUGGAUUUUGACCCAUUUGGAGCUGCACCUUUUCCCUCAAAGCAGUGAAUGUUUCGUCUUCCUGCACACACACACAGAGUGCACUUGCAUAAAUGCUGCUACAUUAUGCAGCCAAAAAGACUCUGAAAUGUAACUAACGGAUGGCAGCUGUGUGGUGCGAUCUUGGGCUAUGGCCCAACAGAUCACAGGCCUUUGUUUUUGGUUGAAAACCAGAUUUACAGCUUUUUAAACUAUUAACACCUAACUUGAUAUUGGAGUAACUUUUUCCUGAACUUGACUUGAAUCUAUGUAUGGAUUGAUUUUUUUAAAGGCAUUUUUGCAUUACCUGACUGCUGAGAAGCUGUUAAUGCUGCAACACAAUGUUCUCCAAGAAAACAUUAGCAAAAAGGUGACGAUAUCCUUUGUUUUGUUUUUCUUUUUUCCCCCCUUACUAUAUAUAUCUCCCUGAUUUAGCAAUGAAUUAAAUCUACGCGCGUGCUCAAUCAUGGACCACCAAAUUAUCAGUGGUCCUUGUGUAGGUUGUUGCUUCCUGCUUGAUCUACCUGAUAGGUCAGUUUUACACCAUAUUGCCUUAUAUGGGUAUGCUCCACCCUGCUUUAUUGUACCUCAAACACACACAUGGCUGUUUUGGUGCCUUUGUGUCAACAGAAUUGUUUCCAUGUAGGCCUUCUUCAUACUUAUUUUGUCAUUUUCUAUGCAUAGUGCACCAUUUUAAGUGCGGUUAAAUGGUCGCCAUGGUUAUCUUCCAAAAUCCUAAACUAUAUGAGAUACCCAACAAAAUUAUUGAGCAAAUUAAAUUUCAUAAAUCAUAUGAUGGGACUUUGGAUUGGUUUGGGUUUGGUGCUGGAAAGUUUCACACAAAAAUAGACGUAAGCCUAAUGUUCUACUAAACUCAUUAAUAACCAAAAUGUCAGUCCUGCACACACAUACUAAUGAAAUCCACCUACAAUCGUAGAUGAGCCUCUGUAAAAAGGGAAAGUAAUGUAGUUUGUACUUCUUGAAUGUAUUUUGUUCAGUUUUUUCAUUUGUACAGAAUAAGGUUGUGAAUUCAACUAACACAAAAAAAAGCAUAUGAACUUGUACACAAUUAAUUUAACUGGAAAUGAGUGAGAAUGAAUGAGUAAAGGGUGUUUUACAGUACAUAAAAAUGGGACAAAGACUUUUAGUGACUACAGCAAAAUUUUUGCGCCUUUUAAAUAAAAAAUUGACCAACUAGCAUUGCAACAUUUACUGUUUUUAUUUUUUCGUAUUGGUUCGAUUUGUCUUGCUACACUGCCCUCUAACAAUGCAAUAAA
Molecule: messenger RNA, 5287 nt
Organism: Clarias gariepinus (North African catfish)
Lineage: Eukaryota; Metazoa; Chordata; Actinopteri; Siluriformes; Clariidae
Gene: bmp2k
Product: BMP2 inducible kinase
Exons: 16
Coding region: 729-4040 (1103 amino acids)
Biological process (GO): protein phosphorylation
Molecular function (GO): ATP binding; protein kinase activity
Source: RefSeq, a predicted model, not a curated record